ACCCAACUCCCGUUUGACUCGACAACCUUCGAUCGAGGCUUCAGCAAAUACCCUAGUCUAUGAUCAGUGGCUGAACACGCCCCACGAUUACUCUCCGACGAUCCGCGGCUUGUCAUCUAUCCAUUGGUCUCUCACUGAGCUACGCGCUACAGACUUAAUCAACUCGAGUUUAUCCUUUAUCGAUCCGCCCCUCUCUGCAACUCCCACUUCCCCUCCGCCCAUUUUCCCCUCCCCCUCCUUCUCAACAAAAAAUCAUGGCAUUUCGCAGCACAGCAGAUGAUUUGAAUCUGCAAUUAUCUGACGACGAAUCUGAUGGUCUCUGGAGCUCGCCUUCCAAGCGUGGAAACAAUCGGCAUGCCUCCAAAGUGGUCAAGGAGGAGAGCUUGUCACCCGAACCAACAAAAAUCCCUCCCCAUGAUGAUGGAGAGACAAUGUUUGACCGCCAAGAGGCGCGCGAAGCCGCUUUGCGCAGUGAGCUAGAGAGCGUUCGUAAGAUCAAUCAAGUCAUUGAGGGUCUCCUCGGGAGCCUUGACCGUGCCAAAGGGAAUAUGGAUACUGUUUCACGAACGCUCGAUUCUGCUUCUACCCUCCUGAAUACCUGGACUCGGAUUCUCUCCCAAACCGAGCACAAUCAGCGUUUGAUUCUCAACCCGAACUGGCAAGGCGCAGUUCAAGAUGUGGCCGACUCGGAACACGAGGAACUUCUCCGACAGCAGGCUGCCGAGAGACGCGAACGAGAGCUUCAACAACAGCGAGAAGCUGCUGCCCGCAAGGCUGCGGAAGACGAGAGAAAGAGAGCCGCCGCUGCCAGCGCCAGAGGCACCCGCGGGUCGAGUUAUGGAAGAGUGCGCGGUGGCUUGGGAAGAACUCCUGGCAUCUCAUACUCGGGCACACGACCUGGUGCCACACGGACCACGGCGUCUUCAACCACAACGGGGAGACCGCCUAUGACUAGUAUGACACGUAGACCGGCCAGUGGGAUUGCGAGGGGCUCGGGGAUUGCGCGUGGUCGCGGCCGGGCCUAAAAAUGGUAAAUAUGGCAUGACGAUUGCGGAUG
Molecule: messenger RNA, 1057 nt
Organism: Aspergillus brunneoviolaceus CBS 621.78
Lineage: Eukaryota; Fungi; Ascomycota; Eurotiomycetes; Eurotiales; Aspergillaceae
Product: DASH complex subunit DUO1
Exons: 2
Coding region: 255-1025 (256 amino acids)
Biological process (GO): mitotic cell cycle
Cellular component (GO): DASH complex; mitotic spindle
Source: RefSeq, a predicted model, not a curated record